GGCACGCCCGAGGCAGAUCCUAAAUUCACGGCCGAGCUCCAGAGGCUGCCAAACGAGGUUGCUUCAUUGCGCAAGGAAGCCAUCGCUCUCAAGCGCGACCCUGAUCCCAUGGGCGUGGACGCCAGUCAGCAGGACUGCGACGCGGAUUUCGAGGGCGAGGAAUUCCGAGCUGCGGGCAAAAUAGCGGGCGAGGCAGGCCAACUUCC
Molecule: messenger RNA, 206 nt
Organism: Prorocentrum cordatum
Lineage: Eukaryota; Dinophyceae; Prorocentrales; Prorocentraceae
Source: the annotation of a GenBank genome assembly